UUAAAGUUCAUUUCGUUUUUUUUCUUCAGAAGUUGUAUUAAUAAUUUCAUAUCGUACACGAUUAUUGUCUUAUUGAUAAUCAAGCAAACUUUAUACAAAAAUGAAGUGGCAAUAUAAAGAAGAACAUACUUUCGAUAAGAGACGAACAGAAGGAGAGAAAAUUCGCAAGAAGUAUCCCGACCGAGUUCCUGUCAUUGUGGAGAAAGCAAUGAAAGCAAGAAUUGGUGAUUUGGAUAAGAAGAAAUACCUAGUUCCUUCAGAUUUAACUGUUGGUCAAUUUUACUUUUUGAUUCGCAAACGAAUCCAUCUUCGCCCAGAAGAAGCUUUGUUCUUCUUUGUAAACAAUGUGAUCCCACCAACAAGCACAACCAUGGGACAACUUUAUCAGGAGCACCAUGAAGAAGAUUUCUUCUUGUACAUCGCAUACAGUGAUGAAAGUGUCUAUGGGGCGUGACUUGUCGUUUAUCAACACUUGUUGAUGAUUGUCAUCAACUAUGGAUUAAUGACGAUGUGGGCAAUUAUAAACUGCCGUGUCCAAUUUAUUUGUACUGUGUAAAGUGUUUAUCAUUGCCGUGUAUGCGGAGUCCUUUUCUUGUGUUGUGUAAAUAUUAUGUACUGAUCAUGUAUUUCGUAUUGACAAUAGAAACAGGAUAUUUAGUUUAAACAACAUUUAGCGUGGUGUAAUAUAUAUUACCUUUCUUCUUUUUGCUUUUUCUUUAAAAUAGUAGUUUAAACCUUUCCAUCACAUAUCUCGUGAAUAGAACUAAAAUGAGUUUGAUUUUAUGUUUUUUGGAUGUUUAUUCAACUUACCAUUAUUUUAACAUAAUAAGUUACGUUAGCACUUGUGUUUUUAUUGAUGAUUGUUUAUGAUGUUUCUUAAACACCUUUAACUGUUGCUGAAAUAUUUCCCAAAAUAAUUGGACUUUAAAUAAAUUUGCAACAAAA
Ciona intestinalis (vase tunicate) is the source of this 945-nucleotide messenger RNA. Its product is annotated as gamma-aminobutyric acid receptor-associated protein. NCBI's taxonomy places the organism in Eukaryota, Metazoa, Chordata, Ascidiacea, Phlebobranchia, Cionidae. The record is from RefSeq and is a predicted model, not a curated record.